This is a messenger RNA of Arachis duranensis, 1370 nucleotides long. Its product is annotated as AT-hook motif nuclear-localized protein 28. Gene Ontology annotation, cellular component: nucleus. Lineage: Eukaryota; Viridiplantae; Streptophyta; Magnoliopsida; Fabales; Fabaceae. Bases 399 to 1238 code for a protein of 279 amino acids. The transcript has a single exon. Gene Ontology annotation, molecular function: minor groove of adenine-thymine-rich DNA binding; DNA-binding transcription factor activity. The record is from RefSeq and is a predicted model, not a curated record.
CUCUCUCUCUCUCUCCAUAAAAACCAAAGCAAAUAAACAUAAACAAAUCCAAACAACUCACUCUUACUUUUCACCGCGAAGAGCAUUGUGCAAUUUUGCCUUGCGAGGUCUCUCUCUUUUAUAAUCCCUUCUACUCUAUUCCCUAACCUUUCCCCUCCAUUAUUCCUGCUCCAUACACCAUACUUAUCUCUAAGCUAUCAUCAGCAAAAACAAAUAAAAAUCAAACCACCCUCCAAAACCCAAGCUAUUUGCACCAAUCAUAAACUCUCCUUUGGAUCACUUUAAGCUUAGUUUAUAUCAAAAGACGACCCAAAAAUCCAAAAGAAGAAAAGAAAAGUAAUGAAUUACCCAGAUCAAUAACAGUACCUAAGAAGAAUACGGGUUCGAGAAAACGCACCAUGUUCUCGAAGCUUCAUCAACAACCGCAACAGCAACAGCAACAGCAGCACGCCUUCCAACUCUCCCGAGAAUGCCAAACCUCAGAAGACGAUGACAGCAGGAACAGCGGUGGGCCCACUCUCGGCCCGGCCCAAAAGCCAAACGCAACAGACGACGCCACUAUCGAAGUCAUUAGGCGUCCCAGGGGCCGUCCACCUGGCUCCAAAAACAAGCCCAAGCCUCCUCUCGUAAUAACACAGGAGCCCGAGCCCGCCAUGAGCCCAUACAUUCUCGAAAUCCCCAGUGGAAACGACGUCGUUGAAUCUAUAGCUAGCUUCACACGACGCAAGAACUCAGGCCUCUGCAUCCUCUCCGGUUCUGGAACCGUUUCCAACGUCACUCUCCGUCAACCAUCCAACGCCGCCUCCCCCGGCGCCACUGUUACGUUCCACGGCCGCUUCGAAAUACUCUCGAUCUCCGCUACUUUUGUCCCUCACGCGCCGCCGCCGCCGGUUCCAAGUUCGUUCUCCAUCUCUCUAGCCGGACCUCAGGGCCAGAUCGUCGGCGGACUCGUCGCCGGCAAGCUGAUCGCCGCCGGGAUGGUGUACGUGGUUGCGGCGUCGUUCAGCAAAGCGGCGUACCACAGGCUGCAAUCGUCGGAGGAAGAGGUCGCUGGUGGAGGUGGAGGAGGAGAGGUGCAGUCACCGCCGGUUUCUGCUGCGACGGAGAGCGGGAGUGGUGGCGGCGGCGGAGGGGGACACGUGGCGAUUGGAGAUCAGUCCUGUGGAGUUGGAAUCAUGUACAGCGGUCACCUUCCUUCCGAUGUGAUUUGGGCUCCAACGGCAAGACCACCAUUUUGAUUUUAUACGUCGAAAUCACUUUCAUUGUGGCUAAUUGUCUAUUGUGAACUGUUUUAGAUUGGACGAUUUUUAUUUUUCAUUUUUUUAUGUUUUUACUUUAGUUUAAUUGCUAAUUGAUUUAGUGUUUUUUUA